AUGCCUGGCCUACGACGACAGCGUCACCAUCCAAUAGCCCAAUCCACACCCACCACAGCGCCAGCUCCUCGACGCAUGACCUCUCUCCGAAGAAGCCGCUCCUUCUCACAGCUCUCGAGCCAGAUGCCUUACCCCACUUCCGGCAGCCCUUCGAUAUACCACUCCGCAGGCCAGAGUCCACCCCUCCGCCCGACACAUCUUCUCGACUCCCUCAUCGCCGACGAGCUAGUGCGGACAUCGACCGCCGAUGACGGGCGGCAGCAGACGCCAUUCCAUGACCGUGUCAGCGGCCGCUUCUACACCACCACCACCACCACCCACCACCGUGCGAUAAGCAGUGCAUCGACGGUGAAAGCCACGGACGGCGACGACGUCCAAGAUGCUGAGCCAUGGGACCCCGACCUGGAAAGUGGCUCGGCUGGGCCGAGCUCUGAAUCGAGCCCCAACAAGGUCGAGGUUGCGGCACGGGUGCUGAGAAUGUCGUUGUGGACGACCGUCAAGGCGAAGGCGCGGCAGGACCCGAUGGCGACGGCGGGGAUCAUGGCCGGCGUCAUCGUGCUGCCGUUUGUGAUACGUGGGGCUACGAAAUGA
Messenger RNA from Cyphellophora europaea CBS 101466, 591 nucleotides. RefSeq lists its product as uncharacterized. The transcript has a single exon. Bases 1 to 591 code for a protein of 196 amino acids. NCBI's taxonomy places the organism in Eukaryota, Fungi, Ascomycota, Eurotiomycetes, Chaetothyriales, Cyphellophoraceae. The record is from RefSeq and is a predicted model, not a curated record.